Molecule: messenger RNA, 2645 nt
Organism: Paramisgurnus dabryanus
Lineage: Eukaryota; Metazoa; Chordata; Actinopteri; Cypriniformes; Cobitidae
Gene: pfkma
Product: phosphofructokinase, muscle a
Biological process (GO): fructose 6-phosphate metabolic process; fructose 1,6-bisphosphate metabolic process; canonical glycolysis
Cellular component (GO): cytoplasm; 6-phosphofructokinase complex; membrane
Molecular function (GO): ATP binding; AMP binding; 6-phosphofructokinase activity
Source: RefSeq, a predicted model, not a curated record
GCCAAAGCUCCUUGGUCCGUGACUCAGGGAAUAUAGAGUGAUUUUCAUUUCCAUCACUCUUUGCUGCUUGCUUCUCCAGAAUAUCUGACCAUGUCGAAUGUAAACACGGCAGGGAUGGAUCCGACCAAGAUGGGGGUCGGCCGGGCAAUUGCAGUACUGACUUCAGGUGGAGAUGCCCAAGGAAUGAAUGCAGCUGUGAGGGCCACUGUCAGAGUUGGCAUGUACACUGGAGCUAAAGUUUACUUCGUACAUGAGGGCUACCAGGGAUUGGUUGAUGGAGGGGAUCAUAUCCGUCUUGCUACCUGGGAAAGUGUAUCCAUGAUGCUACAGCUGGGUGGUACAGUCAUUGGCAGUGCCCGAUGUAUGGAUUUUAAGGCCAGGGAGGGGCGUUUGAAAGCUGCCUAUAAUCUUGUCAAGCUGGGCAUCACUAACCUUUGUGUUAUUGGUGGAGAUGGUAGUUUAACUGGUGCCAACAUGUUUCGUACUGAAUGGAGCGACUUACUUAAAGAUCUAGUUACCAAAGGACGUAUUACCAAGGAGGAAGCCAAGAAUUCAUCUCAUUUGAACAUUGUGGGCAUGGUAGGAUCCAUCGACAAUGACUUUUGUGGAACGGAUAUGACCAUCGGUACAGACUCUGCCCUGCAUCGUAUCAUUGAGGUGGUAGACAGCAUAACCACAACGGCACAGAGUCACCAACGUGCUUUCAUCCUGGAGGUCAUGGGAAGACACUGUGGUUAUUUAGCUCUGAUUACUGCUCUUGCCUGCGGUGCUGACUGGGUAUUUAUCCCCGAGAUGCCCCCAGAUGAUGGGUGGGAGGAGCACUUGUGCAGAAGACUCACAGAGACCAGAAACAUGGGUUCUCGUCUGAAUGUGAUCAUUGUGGCUGAAGGUGCAAUCAACAAAGAAGGAAAACCUAUCACCUGUGAUCAACUAAGAGAGUUGGUGACAAAAAGGUUGGGCUUUGAUACUCGUGCCACUAUCUUGGGUCACGUGCAGAGAGGCGGCACACCCUCAGCUUUUGACAGAGUACUGGGCAGCAGAAUGGGGGUGGAGGCCGUGAUGGCUCUGUUGGAAGCGACUCCAGAAACCCCUGCAUGUGUGGUCAGCCUCUCCGGUAACCAGGCUGUCAGACUUCCCCUGAUGGAGUGCGUGCAAGUGACCAAGGAUGUCACUACUGCCAUGAAUGAACGGCGAUUUGACGACGCUGUGAAACUCAGGGGAAGGAGUUUUGAAAAUAACUGGAAUACAUAUAAACUCUUGGCACAUGUUCGGGUACCGGACACCAAGAGUAAUAUUAAUGUGGCUAUUUUGAACGUGGGGGCUCCCUGCGCUGGCAUGAACGCUGCUGUGCGUGCGGCUGUCAGGAUUGGCAUCAUUCAGGGCCACAAUAUGCUGGGAGUUCAUGAUGGUUUUGAGGGCCUGGCAGAGGGAAAGAUUGAGCCUAUAACCUGGAACAGUGUUGGAGAUUGGAUAGGAAAAGGUGGCUCUGUGUUUGGCACCAAACGAGUAUUACCUGGAAAGUACAUGGAGGAGAUCAGCUUAAAUAUUGCCAAGUUCAAUAUUCACGCUUUGGUCAUCAUUGGGGGUUUUGAGGCGUAUUCAGGUGGACUGGAGCUAGUUCAGGGAAGAGAGAAAUAUGAAGAGUUGUGUAUUCCCAUGGUGGUCAUUCCUGCUACUGUGUCUAACAACGUUCCUGGCUCUGAUUUCAGUAUUGGAGCCGACACAGCCCUUAACACCAUCACAACGACCUGUGACAGGAUCAAGCAGUCAUCAGCAGGCACUAAGCGGCGUGUGUUUAUUAUUGAGACUAUGGGAGGAUACUGCGGGUAUCUUGCUACCAUGGCUGGCCUCGCUGCAGGAGCAGAUGCUGCUUAUAUAUACGAGGAGAAAUUCGGCAUUCGGGACUUGGAGGCAAAUGUGGAGCAUCUUGUUGAGAAGAUGAAAAGCACAGUUAAGAGAGGCCUAAUUCUCAGAAAUGAGAGCUGCAAUUCCAACUACACCACUGACUUCAUCUUCAAUUUGUACUCGGAGGAAGGAAAAGGAGUUUUCGACUGCCGUAAGAACGUUCUCGGCCAUAUGCAGCAGGGUGGCACCCCCACUCCUUUUGACAGAAACUUUGCCACCAAGAUGGGUGCAAAGUCUGUGCUUUGGCUAACAGAGAAACUAAAGGAGUGUUUUAGACAUGGACGAAUCUUUGCCAACACUCCAGACUCUGCGUGUGUGUUGGGCAUGAAGAAGCGAGGCCUGAUGUUCCAGCCUCUGGCUGAUCUAAAGGAACAGACAGAUUUUGAACACCGUAUACCAAAGACCCAGUGGUGGUUGAAGCUGAGGCCCAUUAUGAAGAUCCUGGCCAAGUAUAAGAUUAACCUGGACACAUCUGAGCAUGCUCUGAUGGAACAUGUCAUCAAGAAAGCUGCUGUAAACAUGUCCCUCUCAAAGUAAACAUUAUUAGGAAUAAUGGUGGACGGUUGUGUUUCCUACACAGAGCAUGUCAUUUUACAAACUUGGGAAAUUACUAAUGUCUUUGAAUGUGUUAAAUCCAUUUAGUCUUAUUUUAUUUAUUCACCUGUGUUAUUUCCUUUGCAUUUUGUUCUAUAUUGUGUUAUUUACGCAAUAAAGACUGUGAAUGAGUAUAAACAACUGCA